Molecule: messenger RNA, 849 nt
Organism: Aphanomyces astaci
Lineage: Eukaryota; Oomycota; Saprolegniomycetes; Saprolegniales; Verrucalvaceae
Exons: 3
Coding region: 1-849 (282 amino acids)
Molecular function (GO): zinc ion binding; oxidoreductase activity
Source: RefSeq, a predicted model, not a curated record
AUGGCACAGGACCAAACACAGCGUAAAGUUCCUCACUGGUCCCCCAAGGUCCUUGACUACGAUGUUGCCGGCGUGGUUUUCGCCGUGGAACCGGACGCUCCGUCUUCAAAGUUGUACCACGCCGUUGACGAACGCAUUGUGGGCCGCAAACCCGCCUCCCUCAGCUUUGCGGAUGCGGCGGCCUUGCCACUGACCAGCAUCACCGCAUGGGAAGCCCUGUUCCAUCGCCUUGGAGUUCCGACUUCAUCAGCUGGUGCCGCUACCACUUCGACCAAGAAAAAUGCAUCGGUGCUCAUCCUCAACGGCGCUGGAGGAGUCGGAUCGAUUGCCAUCCAACUGGCCAAACAACUCACGGACUUGACCGUGAUCGCGACGGCGUCUCGCCCAGAAUCCGAGGCGUGGGUCAAAGAUCUGGGGGCCGACCACGUCGUCAACCACCGCGGAGACAUCGUGUCCCAGCUAUCCGCCCUCGGCUUCCCCCAAGUCGACUACAUCCUCGUCUUCACGGACCUUCCUCCUCACUUUGACACGAUUAUCGAGGUGAUCAAACCCCAAGGCAAGAUCUGCGCCAUCGCGAGUUUCCAGGACAACUUGCCGUUCCAAAAGUUGUUUGCCAAGAGCGUCACGUUCGUGUGGGAGCUCAUGUUUACUCGUGCUGUGUUCAACACUGAAGACAUCAUUGAGCAACAUCGUCUGCUGAACCAAGUCAGUGCAUUGGUGGAUGCCAAGCGACUUCGCACUACGGUGGGCAAGACGUUUGGGACGAUCAACGCUGCGAAUUUGAAGCUAGCCCAUGCAGCGUUGGAAGCCCGCACUGUUGUAGGUAAGGUCGUCCUCUCGGGAUUCUGA